GAAGAGGGACGAUACUUUCUGCUGGUCAGCUAUGGAGACCCCUGGUCACAGAGGACGCUGAUUGCUCAUGGAUUGGCGGGAUUGCAAGGCCGAGUUGGCGUGAUUGCGACUGAUGGAUCAACAAACCGAGAUCCGUUCAACCACGUCAGACUUAAGAGUGGAACUGUUUAUCUGCACGAACUGUACUCGGCAACUGAUCCUCGAUCAACAGGACGAGUGACCAUUCCUGCACUGUGGGACUCAAAGACUGGGAGGAUUAUCAACAAUGAGAGUGGAGAAAUUGUUAGGAUUUUACACCAGAAUUUCAGAAGUUUGGGAGUGAACGGCAUCGACUUGUAUCCCGACGAUCUACAAGAAGAGAUUGAGAGAAUAAGGCAGAUCGUCUACAAGAUCAAUGCUGGUGUCUACAAGUGCGGAUACGCUGCGCGGGAGGAGGCUUACCGAGCUGCUUUGAUUGAGACUUUCCGUGCGAUGGAUGCCUGUGAAUCGGUGUUGAAAGGCCGUCAGUUUCUAGCUGGCGAUAGAAUAACGGAGUUGGACGUCAUGGCCUUUCCAACUUUGAUAAGGUUUGACGUCAGCUACUAUCCUGCAUUUCGAUGUCACAUACGGAGAAUGAGAAACUAUCCGAAUCUG
Molecule: messenger RNA, 633 nt
Organism: Guillardia theta CCMP2712
Lineage: Eukaryota; Cryptophyceae; Pyrenomonadales; Geminigeraceae
Exons: 4
Cellular component (GO): cytoplasm
Molecular function (GO): glutathione transferase activity
Source: RefSeq, a predicted model, not a curated record